AGCUGGAUGCGUCGUCAGGAAUGCUAACAAUGCUAACGGUUCCGUCCACAUGAUGUGUAGAUCUGCGGUUAGCGACCGUCUCACGUUGACGUUGACUUUGCCGACGUUAAUCGUCUGCCGCAGCUGCAAACCGUAAACAACGAAGAAUGUGAAGCAUUUUUCUGCUUUAUAGCGAACUUAUUUUCUCUCAGUAUGGCUCAAGCGGCGGAGAAAGCUUAUUAUCGCUUCCUGGUUCUCUUCUUUAACUGCCUCCUCACUUUUGGUUCCUACUUCUGCUUCGACAUCCCCAGCGUCCUGCAGAACCAGUUCCAGGGGAACCUCACGUGUCCCAAUGCAACAGUGAUCAAUGGGACUGUGGACUGUGUGGAGGGGCUGGGGAUGAGUCCGCAGCAGUACAACCUCCUCUACGCCAUAUAUGCCUGGACGAACGCCGUGGUGGUGAUUAUGGCCGGAUUCCUGAUCGACAAAUUAGGAAAUCGAUUCGGGGUGUUUCUCUUCUCCUUUCUGUGUGUUCUGGGCUCGUCGCUGUUCGCUCUGGGCUCCCACUUCAGAGGAACUCCCUACCUGCUUCCUCUCAUGCUCACGGGACGUCUCUUAUUCGGUUCCGGCAACGGAUCUCUGACCAUUGUGCAGAACCGCAUCACAGCGUUCUGGUUCAAAGGGAAGGAGCUGGCGCAGGCCUUCGGUGUGACGCUGGCCUUUUCCCGCCUCGGUUCGGUCCUCAACUUCUUCUUCACGCAGACGUUUGAAGACAAAUACGGCAUGCAGUGGACGCUGUGGGGUGGCGCUCUGCUGUGCGUGCUCGGCUUCGUUUCUGCGGUCGUCGUGAGCGCUCUGGACAAGAUCGGCAUGAGGCAGCUGGGCCUUGACGGGGCCAUCGCAGAGGAGUCCCGCAAAGUGAGGGUUCAGGAUGUGAAGCUGCUGUCGCUCCGAUACUGGCUGCUGGUUCUCACCAUCAUGUUCUUCUACAACGGCAUUUUCCCCUUCAUCGCUGAUGCCAGUAAGUUCAUCCAGGAUAAAUACAGCGACUACAGCCAGAAGGAGGCGGCGUACGUCGCGGGCGCCGUGUACGACAGCUCGCUGGUGCUCUCGGCCAGCGUGGGCAUCCUCAUCGAUUAUGUGGGUCUUCGGGGAGUUUUUGCGGUGGCCUGUGCCGUUUUCACGCUGCCCGUCUUCGGACUGCUGGCCUUCACCUUCGUCCCUCCUCUGGUCUCCACCAUCUGGCUGGGAGUCACUUACUCCUUCGCUGCCGUGAGUUUCAGACGGUUUAAAUCAGCUGUGAAUCAUUUAACACAUAUAGUUUUAGACUGUUACAUUUUUUAUUUCAUUUCUGGCGAUGGCUUUAAAUCGUCAUUGCUGACUUGUGUAAAUUUGAGCGCUAGCAUCCAGCGCCUUGCUAAAGUUUCUAAGUUUUUUCACAUUCAGCCGAAAAUUUUUGAUUUUAUGUGAUAAACCAGCAGAAAGUUCUGCAUAAUUACCAACUGUAGUUCCAGGAACACUUCUGCUAAUCCGCUAGAUUUGGGUUUAGCACAGUUAGCAUUUAGCUGUUAGCAAAGCUAAUGUUUACGAUUAGUGUUUCAGGGUUAGCACAGCUAACUUUUUGUUGGCAGUUAGCUACUUUUUCAAAAGAACAAAACAUAUAAAGUCUCAAAACAUGUUUUCUGAAUAAAAAUCUGAAAAGUGGGGCAUGCAUUUGCGGUAUAUCUCUGCUAGCUUGAGCUGGAUGUCUGAACACUGAGAGUGAAAACUGCUGGAUGAGUUUCUGAUUCAGUCCCACUUGUGAAAACAUAGGGAGGGUUCGGCUGCUUUUUGAACACAGUUAGUAAAGAAUGCAAAUGCAUGCCACACUUUUCAGAUUUUUAUUAGCAAGUUCCUUAUAACACCAUCUAUGAUCCUAGCAAAAUAAAUCACGGUUUAUUAAAUGUUCUUUUGACCAUUGAUGACUGAAGUCCUAAAACAGUUUUUAUAUUUUCUUUGCCCGUAUCCUUGUUGUGCCCCUGGUUUAUCCUUGUUGUGUUCCCGGUUUAUCCUUGUUUUGUUCCUGGUUUAUACUUGGUUUGUUCCUGGUUUAUCCUUGUUUUGUUCCUGGUUUA
Molecule: messenger RNA, 2093 nt
Organism: Poecilia reticulata (guppy)
Lineage: Eukaryota; Metazoa; Chordata; Actinopteri; Cyprinodontiformes; Poeciliidae
Source: RefSeq, a predicted model, not a curated record